Penaeus chinensis is the source of this 691-nucleotide messenger RNA. RefSeq lists its product as uncharacterized. The transcript has 5 exons. The record is from RefSeq and is a predicted model, not a curated record. Bases 1 to 603 code for a protein of 200 amino acids. NCBI's taxonomy places the organism in Eukaryota, Metazoa, Arthropoda, Malacostraca, Decapoda, Penaeidae.
AUGAGCGAGGCCGUCGCGUCGCAAGAGGCCAGCGAGGGAAGCCGGGACAGAUAUACUGCCACGGGAGAUAUCGUGUUCUCACGAGUGCGCGAGGACAGAUGGAUUCCCACGUCUUUGCCAUUUCCUUCUGCUUUAUCGCUUCGCCCAAAAGCCCUGUGCAAUGCGAAGAGGAAGCGGGUCUCCGUUGCUGCUGCGCCCAUUCAGCUGCCGAAGGAGACCCGCAGGAAACAGGCCGACCUAUCAUUACCGCUGCGAGUGACACCUGUCACGGACACAGCGUACGUCCCUUUGGUGGAGCUGUCUAUGGGGAGGGCGCUUGUUCCUCAAGCCAUACAAGAAGGAGCAGACGUGUACUUCGAAUGCAGUGUCGUCUCUAAUCCACCUUACCUUCGUGUAGAAUGGUUUCACGACGGCAAGGUCGUCGAGCACAACAUGAGCGCAGGAGUCGUGGUGAGUGGCCUCAGCCUGGUCAUUCGGCACCUGCGUCGGGAGCACUCAGGGUCGUACACCUGCGCCGCGACCAACACCGAGGGCGUCACGACCAGCAACCCCGUUUCCCUCACCGUCAGACGUGAGUUAAUGCCUCGCCGCUUUUGCCCUUGAUUUGUGCGCGGGCUUGCAGUGAGUGGGUGUCGUGUUAUUUACGUGUGUGUGAGGCUGCUUAUGUGUCUGUCUGGGAAGGCGUAGCUGG